GUUAGAGUGUGUGCAGAAUUUGUUGGUUUUAUUUUGUGUGUUUUAUAGCUAGUACCAUCUACACAACUAUGUUCUGAUGUACGUCUCAUACUGCACAUGUGCCGUGAAGAUGUAUCCUGGUAAAACUGAAAAGUACAAACAACAAAAUAAGUGAUGAGCACUGGCUAGACAGACUUAUCUAACAAUGUCAGUCACUGUUGAUCACAAAGGUUUCAAAUGUGAAGUCUGCUUUAAAUGUUUCCCAACCAAGAGAAAGUUAGAAGUACACAUUCGCGUGCAUACUGGAGAGAGACCUUUCAAAUGUGAAAUGUGCACAAAAUGUUUUACGUGUAAAUCCUACUUAAGAAAGCAUAUGUCCAUUCAUAAUAAUGAAAAAGGUUUCGAAUGUGAAGUUUGCACAAAACGUUUUGCUCGCAAAUGCAGCUUAAAACAGCAUAUGUUUAUUCAUACUGGCGAAAAACCUUUCAAAUGUGAAGAGUGCAUAAACAGUUUUACAAACAAUGAUUCCUUAAAACGGCAUAUGUUGAUUCAUACUGGUGAAACACCUUUCAGAUGUGAAGUGUGCACAAAAUGUUUUACAUACAACUCCACCUUAACACGGCAUAUGUUGAGUCAUACUAGUGAAAAGACGUUAAAAUGUAAGCUGUGCACAAAACGUUUCAAACACAAUAUAACCUUAAAAUACCAUAUGUUGACUCAUACUGAUCAAAACCCUUUCAAAUGUGAAGAGUGCACAAACAGUUUUACAAACAAUGAUUCCUUAAAACAGCAUAUGUUGAUUCAUACUGGUGAAACACCUUUCAGAUGUGAAGUGUGCACAAAAUGUUUUACAUACAGCUCCACCUUAACACGGCAUAUGUUGAGUCAUACUAGUGAAAAGACGUUAAAAUGUGAGCUGUGCACAAAACGUUUCAAACACAAUAUAACCUUAAAAUACCAUAUGCAGAUUCAUACUGGUCAAAACCCUUUCAAAUGUGAACUCUGCACAGAAUGUUUUAGAAAUGAUUACCUUUUAAAGCAGCAUGCAGUGAUUCAUUCUGAUGAAAGACCUUACAAAUGUGAAGUGUGCUCAAAACAUUUUAAAUACAUUACCAGCUUAAGACUGCAUAUGUUUUGUCAUACGGAUGAAAAACGUUUCAAAUGUGAAGUGUGCACAAAACGUUUUACACGCAGUUCCUGCUUAAAAGUACAUAUGUUGAUUCAUACAGGCGAGAAACGUGUCAAAUGUGAAGUGUGCACAAAACGAUUUGCAUCCAGUGGCACGUUAAAACAUCAUAUGUUGAUUCAUACUGGUGAAAAACCUUACAAAUGUGAAAUGUGCACAGAAUGCUUUACACACAAUACUAGCUUAAAGAAUGCUUUACACACAAUACUAGCUUAA
Molecule: messenger RNA, 1381 nt
Organism: Gigantopelta aegis
Lineage: Eukaryota; Metazoa; Mollusca; Gastropoda; Neomphalida; Peltospiridae
Product: zinc finger protein 99-like
Exons: 2
Coding region: 185-1381 (398 amino acids)
Source: RefSeq, a predicted model, not a curated record